UUCAUUCGCGUUUAAUUUUUCAAUCCAGCAGCACCUCUCCAAAACGAGCUGCCAUCGGGAAAAGUGGUUUUACAUUCGUUUUAAGUUAAAUAAAUAAAAGUUACGUUGCAGAUCGCGACCAUCUAGUUAAGUGCAACGUAAACAACAUCGGGGAGGUCUGCUUUGACAUCUGUGCCCGAUCCGGGAGUUGCCCCGCUCGCGUGAAGAGUGUGAUGCGAUGGAAGCGAAGUGAGAGGAGCAUCCAGGAAGAAAAAGUAGCUGCUGUCAAAAAAUAGUCAAUAAAAAUUUUCAUCGCUCGUUUUGUUCUGAUAGUGGCUGGAGUUAAUUUUUGGCAUUUUCCCGGGAAAUUGAAGUGAUUUCGUGAAACAAAUUGCCACCCUUAGUGAAUGCAGGAAGUGUUUCAGGGAAAAAAGUCCCCAUUUGGCUCGUGCAAAGUGCCACUAGUGGGAAACGCUCCAGUGCUUUUUUUUUCUUCUCUUCAUCGCCGUCUCCUCCGGAGUGUACAGUUAUAAGUAGUUGAUAGACUUUCUCCCCGGUAGCUGGUGCUGUCUGCUACCGCAAUCCCCUUGCCGUUGCCUGAGUGGCGUUGUGGUUUCUUCGUGUGCAAAAAAUAAAAAAAGUACGAAGGAAGGGGAGGGGUAUCUGCGGUUCGCGUAACAACAGUUUGCCAGUGUUACUGGCAGCAAUAGGAGAAGCAAAAAAUAAACAAAACGAGAGAAAUGACACUGCAUUCGUGGCUGCGGCGACGAGAAACUGGCUUUCCGGCGCGGUUCGGCGACACGGAUUCCGUUCACCGGGCGAUCUACUACUCGCUGGAACCGAAGAAAAGCUGGAACGAUCCACCGAAUGCAUGCAACAGUUGCGAGUACGGUGGCGCGUACAAUCUGGAAUUCUCGCCGGAUGGAACAAUCCUGGUGGCAGCAUGCGAGAAGAAAACGAUCGUACUGUUCGAUCCGAUCACCGAGAAGCAAAUGUGCACCAUCAAGAAUGCUCACAUCGAUAGCGUCAACUGUGUCAAAUUCCUCGACAAUCGGAUGUUUGCCACCUGCUCGGAUGACACCACCGUCGCCCUGUGGGACACCCGGAAUCUCAAAUCGAAAAUCCGCAGCCUGCAAGGUCACUCGAACUGGGUGAAAAACAUUGAAUACUGCAAGAAAGACUGCCUGCUGGUGACGUCCGGCUUCGACGGGUCGAUAUUCACCUGGGACAUCAACAGCUACACCGAGCAGGGCUUCGUCUACCAGAAGGUGUUCCACACGCCCGGCUUGAUGCGCUGCCGGUUAUCGCCGGACGAGAACCGACUGGUGAUAUGCACCACCGGGGGCUAUCUGAUCAUCAUCCACAAUCUCAAUUUGGCCUCGCUGGCCAAGGAUCUGCGCGGAUUCAGGCCCAAUCUCUACCGGUUGAUGCAGCUGCGCCAUCAGUUUAUACCGAAUGCGGCCCGGUACGAUCAGGCCUUCUCCCGCAAACAAAAGUACAACCGAGUCGAGCUGGUCAGCGAUUUUCCGGAAGGAAACGACGCGGAAGUCAUCAGUUCCCUGCAGAUUCAUCCUCAAGGCUGGUGCGCACUCAGCAGGAACAUGAGCUACGAUGAAAGUUCUGAGUGGAGCUGCGUGCACGACAUCCAGGAGAUCUCAUUAGACGAGGACAUGGACAGCGACAGCGAAGACGACGUCUCGGGUGGCGCUUGUGGCGAGCAAAGCCAAAACCAGGACACAUCCACAGCCGGUGAAGGUGGUGGCGGCGAAGAGGAAGAAGGCGGCGGCGGUGGCGUUGCGCCUGCUGCAGUGGCAGCUGCAGCCCUUGUCAACGCAGCCGUUGGAGAACCCGCGGAACCGAACCGUAUCGGACCCAAUAACAACAACAACAACAAUAACAAUAACAAUCAGGCAAACAAUGAAUUCCAUGCGCCGAAUUCGGACAUUUGGGCCGCCGAAGUGUCCCUGCGGAAUCGAAAUCUCCGAGUGGAAAACACCCGUUCGUUGAACAUGGCCAACGUGUACGGCAUCACCAGUGGAUUGAUUCCACUUUCCCCGGCAGAACAUCAGCAAAAGUUCCAGCAGACCAUCACGGUCAAUAUCAAUCGGAUGUUGUACUACAUCGAGGAACCGAACAAAGGUAAGGGUUUCAUCAAGGAACCGAGCUUUUCCGCUGAUGGUCGGGUGAUCUGCUCGCCCCAUGGGUACGGCAUUCGGCUGUUGGCAUUCAACGAGCACUGCGACGAAUUGCCAUUCAUAACGGAUCGGGAAGAUGCCGGGCCGAAACCGUUCCACGAGAUCAAAACCAAACACUGCCACUCGGAUGUGGUGGUUAGCAGUAAGUUCAGUCCCAAGUUUCCGCUGCUGGUGUCCGGUUGCUUGAGGGGUAAGAUCGUGUGGCACCAACCGGUACUGUAAGGUGGAUGAAUGUUGUUUGUGCUGUGUGAGCGGAUGAAUGAAUGUUGACGAGCGAUUUGGUACCAUCCCUGGAUGUACUUAUUCGACGAGGAAUGCUUCCCCGGGUUGUCGACUUAAAGGUUCGAGUUUUUCCCCAUUGGGAUAGACACACGUAGACACUCAGAAGGAUUUGUUUUGUCGGUUGGAUUCUCAUGGAAAGAAACUCCUCGUCCUCGAUUGAGAGGCAUAAACCACGUAAAGGCAUUUAGGCAGGGCGCGCAUAAGGCGCACCAUAACUUAAACCAUCACUUUCACUUUGAUUGAGAAGCGGAGUGACUAUUUGAUAGAUUGAUAGGUUGGUGAUUAAACACUAUUUGAAGCAAGGACAAAU
This is a messenger RNA of Ochlerotatus camptorhynchus, 2766 nucleotides long. RefSeq names its product DDB1- and CUL4-associated factor 10 homolog. The record is from RefSeq and is a predicted model, not a curated record. Lineage: Eukaryota; Metazoa; Arthropoda; Insecta; Diptera; Culicidae. The transcript is spliced from 6 exons. Gene Ontology annotation, cellular component: Cul4-RING E3 ubiquitin ligase complex. Gene Ontology annotation, molecular function: protein binding. The coding region runs from base 720 to 2396 and encodes 558 amino acids.